Molecule: messenger RNA, 4379 nt
Organism: Cherax quadricarinatus
Lineage: Eukaryota; Metazoa; Arthropoda; Malacostraca; Decapoda; Parastacidae
Gene: toy
Product: twin of eyeless
Biological process (GO): regulation of transcription by RNA polymerase II; anatomical structure development
Molecular function (GO): DNA-binding transcription factor activity, RNA polymerase II-specific; RNA polymerase II cis-regulatory region sequence-specific DNA binding
Source: RefSeq, a predicted model, not a curated record
GGUCAUCUCCCCAGGGACUCUCCUCCACCCCUACACCCUCACCAUUGAUAUUUCUCUGCACGAAGAAGAGCAGCCGCCACGAUUGCUCGCCAGGACAACAACACGGUCUUCGCUAUGCCCCAUAAAGGAGGUACGGGCGUGAACCAGAUGGGCGGAGUGUACGUCAACGGGCGCCCGCUGCCAGACCACAUCCGCCACAAGAUUGUCGAAAUGGCCCACUCAGGCGUGCGCUCCUGCGACAUCUCCCGCAUACUUCAAGUGUCCAAUGGCUGUGUAUCCAAGAUCCUUGCUAGGUACUACGAGACAGGCUCCAUCAAGCCCCGAGCCAUUGGAGGUUCAAAGCCCAGAGUAGCUACACCUCACGUGGUCAACAAAAUCGCCGACUACAAGCGGGAGUGCCCGUCUAUCUUCGCUUGGGAGAUCCGUGACCGACUACUCUCAGAAUGCGUGUGCACCAACGAUAACAUUCCUAGUGUAUCGUCCAUCAACCGCGUGUUGAGAAACUUGGCAGCACAGAAGGAACAAGGCUCGGGCGUGGGUGUGGGCGCAGGCAGCGGCGAGAGCGUCUACGACAAGCUGCGGAUGUUCAACGGUGGAGCUGCGGCGGCGGGCUGGGCUGCGGCCUGGUACCCGGGUGCUGCGGCUGGCCACCUAGGCUUACCGCAGCACCACAACACGGCACUGCCGCCACUCCCGCGGGAGGACCCCAAGAGAGGGCUCUUCUCGCCGUCAGACAACAACAACGAAGUGACCAGUGACGGCAACAGUGAACACAACUCCAGCACUGAUGAAGACUCACAACUUCGCCUCAGACUCAAACGCAAACUACAGAGAAAUAGAACCUCUUUCACCAAUGAACAAAUCGACGCCCUCGAGAAAGAGUUCGAGAGGACCCACUACCCUGAUGUCUUCGCUCGGGAGCGACUGGCGGAGAAGAUCGGACUACCAGAGGCCAGGAUACAGGUUUGGUUCAGUAACCGUCGCGCUAAGUGGCGGCGCGAGGAGAAGCUGCGCAACCAGCGUCGUAGCGUCGACCAGGUGGGCGUGGGCGUGGGAGUGGGUGUGGGCAUGGCCAACAGCGCCGCCGCAGCCGCAGCUUCCAGACUACCGCUACAGUCAGGAUUCAACUCCAUGUAUCCCUCAAUCCCUCAACCCAUCGGAACUAUGGCAGACUCUUACAGUAUGUCAGGGUCGUUGAGCUCCAUGGGAGGGUCGUGUCUGCAGCAGAGGGACGCAGCUUCAGCUUACCCCUACAUGUUCCACGACCCGCUCUCCUCCCUCUCCUCCUCGUACCAGCGGUCUUCCUCCCAGCUCGCUUCCUGCGGCAACUCAGUGUCGCAGGCGGCAGUGUCCUCCUUCAACGCCGCCAGUCAUGCGGCGGCCGCCUCCUACGCCGCCGCCACCUCCUCCGCAAAUGGAACUGGCACAGGUUUGAUAUCUGCGGGAGUGUCAGUUCCAGUACAGAUCCCCAGCCAGACCCCCGACCUGAGUGCCGCUAACUACUGGCCGAGGCUUCAGUGAUGGUCUCUGAUGCGGGAGCCGGACCUGUCCGCCUCGCACUAUACACAAGUCUAGGCUCACUCCUGCUCAUGGAAGGGCUGAGGUUCGAGUGGCUUUUUUUAUAAUAAUGUAUGGUAUACAUACCCUGGUGGUAUGGUUGACCUUAGGGGAGUCACCUACCCAUAGGUGCGGCUUGCCCAUGGGAUGUGGUUACCCAUAGGGCAUGGCCUAUCCAUACGGUACGGUUUACCCAAAACGUGUAUCCUACCCAAGGGUCGUGAUUUACCCAUGGGGUGAGAGUUCACCCAUGAUGCGUGACCUUAGUGAUAGUUCCUCCUCAGACAUAACCAAGAAUGGGCGGACUAUCAUGUGCCAAUACUGUGCACAAUAGAUUUCUGAUUUUGUACCGCUGUCCAGUUUUGGGCUGAAAUUAUGUGGCAUCGUCGACGUUUCCGACCGUAUGGACACAAACUUAUGUUGUAGUGACGAGACCUCUUUUUUUUUUUUAUAAGUACUUUUGUUCCCGGUAGAAGAAAACACAACUGUGCUGGGUUUUAGGACAAACUCGUGCAAUCUGCGCUGAUACUCCGGCCAAUAUUCUUUUUUUCUUUGAAGUUUCUCAAGCGCAUGGUGAUAAAUUUUGACAGAAUUUAACACAAAGAAACUCCCAGUUAGGUACAAAUGAAGAUAUCAUUUGUAACCAAAAUAUUAUUAGCUGUAUAAUGCAUGCAGUCAUGUACAUUGGUAUAUGAUGAGUGAAAAUGAUGACGAUACCCGUAGCUUAGAAUUAUUCCUUAGUUAUAUAAGUUGCUCGUGCUUCUGAUGCGGCCACCAGCAUCCCUAAGUCAUAUUACAGAUUUAGUCACAGAAAACGAUGGUAGAGAAAAUGGAGUUAGUGAAAAUGGGAUGCUGUAGCCGAGCACUGAGAGACAGACAGGUGGCUGCCUACUCAGCUUCUGAGUGAUGGAAUGAAGCGAAUGGCCUCUUGACACCUAUUUAUUAUUGUAUAAAGGUGUGAAACAAGAAAUGUGUAUAGAGUAGUAGACUGUGUAGUUUAGUUAUCAUAUUCAUGCGUAUACACAACACAAUAACUCCCAAGUUCAUACCAACAAAAGCGAAAACUUACUCUCCCAUGUUUAAAUAGUUUCACCUCAACAUUUUCUUUCUGCGAUUUGAAAUCGAUCAGUUUAUUUUCCAGGCACAAAUCCUUUCCUCCUCGAGGCACUUAAUGAGUAAAGAAACUUCUAAUCACUAGAUUUUUUGACGUGUGCUAUAACAAGUGGCAGCGCAGGGUCUCAGUGAACCUUAUAAUAGCGGUUAUUAAGGUUUACCUGCUGGGACCCCCCGUCAAGGCCUGCCCACGAUUGAUAUCACUGCACUUAUGACAAAUUCAAUCUGAUCAGAUAUCAGACUUGGUUUCACCUGAAUAGCGCCGCAUUUCACGAACUAAUUUCCCAUAAAAUUAGCGACAAAAGAGUUCAUUCUGAGCGCAUGGUGGGAAUUUUACAGCGCAUUGCCAUGUUGAGAGUGUUCAGUGUAGCGGGAGGGGCGACCGCGGCUCCUUCAAUGGCUGUCAUUUGCAGAAUGGCAGCGGCCCACGACUCUGUUUACGCUCAAAACACCCCCAUGCUCGCCUCUUUUCCUCCAACCUUAAUUGAUUGGUGUUAUGUGAAUGGCUUACUCUAUUUUAUUUUGCACAAGUGAAAGGCCGACCUAAAUAAGUUUUGUUGUUAGAGCGCUGCAAAACUGCCAUGUUUUAAAAUGAUAAAUUCUUUAGUUGUGAAAUUAGUGAAAAAAGGUUGAGCAUUCUCGUCAAAAAUGUGCAAAAAGCUGUAAGUAAUUACGAAACCGAGAAACUGUAAAACUAUAAAAUGCAAGUCUACUUAGUUUUUUUAACACUGUUGUGUUGUAAAGUGUAUUAUUGUAAGUGUGACUCUUGUGUUAUGCCAGUAGCUUUCUCUUAUAUCCUACUCACUGUGUCUUUGUAUUUAUUUUUAUACACCACAUGAAUGCCACACUACUGUAUAUGUAUAUAUCUGACUCAAUCAUACAACCAUAAUCAUAAAUUGUAGUCAAGAGAAUACUUAAUGAUAAUAUACUUGUUACACACACACAUAUACAUUUGGAUAGUAAAAUGAUGAAAAAAUAAAUGAUGGACAAAGUGGCCUUUGAGCCGAUUGUUUAUACCUGAGGAAAGCCACAACUUCUCUGACUUCAUUAUCUUCUUCUCCUUCUAUAAUUUUGGGCAGCUGUCUGAGGGGAGUUAACAACAUUGCCUUUAUAAUAUAUUAAACUAUUGCUAUUUUUCAGAGGUAAAUUUUUCUGAGCUUUUCCGGGCUAUCAAUUAUAUUUUUUCCAGUGAAAAAAAAAAGUCAGUUGAUAUUUAAAUGGAAAAUUCGUGUGUUGCUUCAAUUCCAAACAAGACCUCAUAUUUUAUUCAUUUGAACAUCAAAAUUAUCAUAAAUUACACCGACCAUCAAUAGAAAUUUAUGUAUGAAAUCGGUACGUUUUAUAUAUUCGCUUGUCAUGAAUGACCAUAUUCAUCUUAUUGAAAAUAUACUCUGGUUAAUAAUGUAGUCACCUAAUUAAAUGUUAUGGUGCUACAACUCAGGUGAGAGUAUCAUAAAUACAGCAGUAGCUGUCACCUUUAUAUAGCGUUAACUUGCCCAUAACAUUCCCUACAUCAUUUCACAUAACAAUCUAUAUAUCCCAUCAGUUUCACAUUAUUUACUACGACCUUCCGUGGUAAGUGAAAAAAUAUUUGAAAUUGGUUUUACUGUUUUAAAAUUCAGGAAUAUUUUACAUAACAGUUAUAACUAUAUGUAUAUAUAGUUAUAACUGUUAUAUGUUGAUAAAUUAGACACAUGUGCAACUCUUGG